Molecule: messenger RNA, 1941 nt
Organism: Eimeria acervulina
Lineage: Eukaryota; Apicomplexa; Conoidasida; Eucoccidiorida; Eimeriidae
Exons: 9
Coding region: 1-1941 (646 amino acids)
Source: RefSeq, a predicted model, not a curated record
AUGGCGGCCGCGGGCAAACAGCAUCGCAAGGCAGUGCAGUCAAACUAUCACCAAAGUGUAAAUCAGCACUAUGUACUGGAGGAGGAGCAGAUGGCGCCGAAAGAUUUGUUGCAGCAGUUGCAUCUCGUUGUGGAGGAUUUGGCUGCAUUGGAUGGCUCCCUUACGUCUCUCUUUGAAGCUGCGCCGAACACGGAUGUAACGGAACACCAGCAGCUGGUCCAGUUCCGGAGCCGCGUCGCGCGACGUAUAACUCGCUACGGUCAGCUUGCGAAGAAUUUGGCCCAAAUUGUCGAGAAGAUCAUUUCCUACAGCUCCGCUCAAUCCCAAGAUGAGCCCCGCCAAAGAGAAUCCUUUCACCCCAGACAGCUGCAUGAACUCGACUCCCUACUGAAGCAGCACCAACAACGCUUGCAAAAGUACAAGUCGCAGUUCGCUGCCUGGUGGCAGAAUACUGAACGGCACUUUCACACAAUGCGGAUGGCCAAUUUCGUAUGCUCCGUCCAAGAGAGGGCACAGACUUCAUUAGGCUUGCCUGCUAGAGAUGGACCUCCUGGAGGUCCUUCCCGCAGCGGGGGCCCCCGUUUCGAACCCGUUAGAGCUAAGGCAACUAGUGGGGAGCUGGUCGCCGCGGACCGCGGACCGCAGAAGCCACAAGCUGAUACUUCUCUCAACCCAGCAGCUCUGCAGAGGCCCGCCCAGGUUCAGGCCCGCAGCCAGCAGCUGCUCCAGGAGACGGGCCAGGCUAUGGUCAAGGAGGUGCAACGCAUGCGCGCCACACAAGAGCAGCUCCAACAGUCGUCGAACGCCCUGGAACAGACAGAGGCAUCCUACAACGCUAAGAUGUGGGGAUUCGGCGGCGGUUUUGGGAUGUGCUUUCGUCUUUGGCUCGCGACUCUCCAGCGCAACAGGAAUGCUGCAGACUUUGAAAAAGAGGUACACUACCCCUGGGAUGCGCAGCUCAUCGCAGCGCAGCUUCCUGCAGGGUUUCAGGGGAAAACGGCAGAGAGCAGCAGAUGGAGUGCAAUAACAGAAAAGAGGGCAGUGACCAAGCCGGUAGAGAGCCGGCAGCAUGUGUUAGCUUGCCCGAUUGCAUGUAUAAUGAAGCUUGCGUGGGACCAAGGGCUGCUUUCAGCAGCACCGCAGAACGCCCCUACUUGGAAAGCGCGCGGGCCAUCUUUCCCCUCGGGAUCAGUAUCAGCGUCUGCGUCUGAUUCAGAGCUUAUUUGGUUCGCGUUCCUCUUCUUCUUGGGGUGCUGCGCAUUCGUCCUGCUGAGACGUCUGGGGCUUUUAAAGCUUGUAAUAGGCGUGACCUCUUUCUCGGUAAGGCAUUCAAUCUAUCUGGUUCUUGGGGUAGCUGACCGGACUUUGUUGGUUUUGGCUUGGAUGUGGGAAAAUUGGUUCAUGGGAACCAAAGCAUCUCACAAGCCCCUGGAAACGACAGCCACUCAGGCUUUAAACUUCCCUGCCGAAUCUUUUGUAUCUGGGAGACCUCCGGCUGCGCCCGGGUUGCUUGCAACUUCCGCUGCCACCGUCAUCGCGGCGACUUCUGCCCCAUCUAGACGCAACCCUGCUCGUGAGGCUGAAGUCGGCCUCAAUAUCUACCAUGCGGCGGCACCGGAAGGAGUUCAAAAAGAGGUUUCAGCUCAGAAGGCCAACACUCGUACUGAGGCAGGCCUGACGGCAGGGGAACAGAUGAAAGACGGGCUGCACGCCUAUGUGCAGCAACACGACAAAAGGGGCAGUGAGUUCAGUCCACGUGCGGCGCGCCUGUCAACGAAAGACAAAGAGAAGCACGCCAAGGCACCUCAGUCAGAGGAGCUCUCAGAAGAAUCACAAGUAGCGGCAGGGAACGCCGCGGAAGUCACCGGACGAAAGCCUCGCCCUAUUGGUAGUCCUUCCAGCAACUUGAACAGGCCAUCUGCUGCUGAGCGUCAGCAGUAG